Eublepharis macularius is the source of this 652-nucleotide messenger RNA. It is a transcript of the gene TMEM14A, whose product is annotated as transmembrane protein 14A. Bases 226 to 531 code for a protein of 101 amino acids. The record is from RefSeq and is a predicted model, not a curated record. NCBI's taxonomy places the organism in Eukaryota, Metazoa, Chordata, Lepidosauria, Squamata, Eublepharidae. Gene Ontology annotation, cellular component: mitochondrial membrane. The transcript is spliced from 5 exons. Gene Ontology annotation, biological process: regulation of heme biosynthetic process.
GCUUUUGCACUUGCCUGAGCCCUGUUUUCGUAAGGCUCUGAAGAGGUCGUGAAAGAUAAGCAGGCGUGGGUGGGGACACGGCAGCGUUUUGCCCCGAGUUAUCUGCCUGCUGGCAGGAUUCUGUGCUCAGUGUUAAGGCAUUCUGACUUUUCAUCCUUCUGGAGGCCAGGGUGAGCCGCAUAGGACCCACAGAGGUAUCUAGAUAAGAACUGCAGAUCUUUCAUCAUGAGUGUGGAUUGGAUUGGUGUUGCUUAUGGUGCAGUUGUGGGUCUUGGAGGUGCCAUAGGAUAUAUUCGCAAAGGUAGCAAAAUCUCCUUGGUUGCCGGCCUCGUCUUUGGCAUAAUUGCAAUCUAUGGAGCAUACUGUGUAACACAUAACCCCAAAGAUAUAAAGAUAUCAUUAUUCACAGCUUUUAUUCUGACCACUGUAAUGGGAGUGAGGUUUAAGAGGACCAAGAAAUUAAUGCCAGCUGGAAUCUUAGCAGGUCUAAGCCUUCUGAUGAUUUUGAGACUUGUGCUUUUGCUGGUAUGAGACCAAAGCAGGAAGAAUCAGUAUUCAUAUCAUUCCACAUGAACAAAUUUUGUACUUCGCUUGUCUCUGCAGAAAUAUCCAGCACUUUCUUUUUGUUACUGAUUAAACAGAAAUGUUGUUA